Diplodia corticola is the source of this 1029-nucleotide messenger RNA. RefSeq names its product sur7 protein. NCBI's taxonomy places the organism in Eukaryota, Fungi, Ascomycota, Dothideomycetes, Botryosphaeriales, Botryosphaeriaceae. Bases 1 to 1029 code for a protein of 342 amino acids. Gene Ontology annotation, cellular component: plasma membrane; cell cortex of cell tip. The transcript has 4 exons. The record is from RefSeq and is a predicted model, not a curated record. Gene Ontology annotation, biological process: fungal-type cell wall organization.
AUGAGGGUGUUUUCCAUCGUAGCUAUGAUAUGCACAGCCGCUGCCGUGAUUCUAUCCAUGCUUUCUCUCUUCGCGGGAUGGCAGCCAAACUUCAUUGAAGACGCCGAUAUCAUGGUGCUGGACAUCUCCAAGCUGCUGCGGAACCAGACUGCGCAAGAAACCGCAAUCACCUACGAGCAAAGCGGCAACAUCGGCGCCAGUGGGACGAUGCUCGCGGACAGCAACGAGUGGUACAGCGUCCACAUGAUGAACUACUGCUUCGGCAACUACACUUCAGGAAGCUCUCGCAGCCUGUCAGGCUGCUCCAAGAGCACCGCCUUCUUCUCGAUCAACCCGAUCUCGCUCGCCAGCUCGAAGUCAGCCGGGCCGUUCGAGGUCUCGUUCUCGCAGACCAUCACGGACGUCGGCGGCAAGAUCGAGAACGCGUACCAAGCCGUCUUCUUCUUCCUCUGCACGGGCAUCGCAGCAACGGGGCUCUGCUUCAUCUUCGGGACGAUCGUGGCGAUUGUCGACGCGAGCCGGUUCACGCACGGCACGCGGGUCUCGCUGGUGAACCUCGUGCUAUCAGGGGUAAAGUCCUCCCAUGCGCCCUGCACCAAGGAUGUGUUCACGGCAUUUCUCGGGCUCGGGCUGUCCUGCGGCGUCGUCACGGGCGUGCUUGUCGAGACGGUGGAAAAGGUCAACGGUCUGGGCGCCGACGUUGGCAUCUCGGCGGCCCGCGGCGACAAGUUCCUCUGGAUGGCGUGGUCCUCGGCCGCGCUGAUGCUGGUCGUCACGGUAGUGUGGUUCAUGGACUACUACGUCGAACGCAAACUGGUUCUGCGCGAGAUCGAGCAGAUGUACGCCGCCGGGGCGUUUGGGCGCAAUGCCGGGCUGAGGAGACAGUCGAUCAUGGGGCCCGAGAUGGGGAGGGAUGUGUCCCCGGCGACGGCGAAAUACCAUAAGAAAUUUGUCACCGAGGUUGCGAAGGAUGCCUUGGCGCAUGCUGCUGGCGCUGCUGUGUUUGGCGGCGUGAGUAAGGUGGUUUAG